Elaeis guineensis (African oil palm) is the source of this 993-nucleotide messenger RNA. RefSeq lists its product as uncharacterized. The record is from RefSeq and is a predicted model, not a curated record. Gene Ontology annotation, biological process: sphingolipid biosynthetic process; very long-chain fatty acid biosynthetic process; fatty acid elongation. Lineage: Eukaryota; Viridiplantae; Streptophyta; Magnoliopsida; Arecales; Arecaceae. Gene Ontology annotation, cellular component: endoplasmic reticulum membrane. Gene Ontology annotation, molecular function: 3-hydroxyacyl-CoA dehydratase activity.
CCUGCUCAGGUCUCCUCUCCAGUCUUUUUGGUGGAACUGAGGUCUCCUAUCCGCCACAAACACAGCACAUGUCUCGACUUUCCAAGCUCUAUCUCCUCUCCUACAACUCCCUCCAGUGCCUCGGAUGGGCACUCGCUCUCUCCAGGGUUCUGGGCAGCGUCCUCGCCACCAAGUCUAUCCAUGGAGCAUACGCCUCUGCUGGAGAUCUCAUUUGUUUGCUGCAAACAAUUUCAUUCUUGGAAGUCAUCCACGCGGCCAUUGGAUUAGUUUCCAGUGGGGCAGUGCUUGCUCUGAUGCAAUGGGGAGGGAGGACUCACUUCUUGCUGGCCAUCGUUCGCCAGAUUCCGGAGGUCCAGAAUCUCCCAUCAGUUUUCAUAACCUUUACGGCAUGGAGCAUCUCUGAGGUAAUAAGAUACUUCCAUUAUGCUUUGAUUGGCAUAGGAACUAGCCCAUCAUGGCUCUCCUACCUCAGGUACACUGCUUUUAUACUUUUGUACCCCAUUGGUGUAGCUCCUGGAGAAAUGUGGCUUAUGUACCAAGCACUUCCAUUUAUAAAGGAGAGAGACCUUUAUGCAAACUUCUUUGACAGGCUCACAAUCAGCUAUUACUCGUUUAUUUUGGCUGUGCUGGUGUGUUAUCCAGUAUUAUGGUUGAAGCUAUAUUUGCAUUUAUUUAAGCAGCGGCAGUCAAAGCUAGGGAAGCAUCAAAGGAAGAAGAGACUUUGAAGGACUGAAAAGGAAGCCCUUUGGAUACAUUGGUCAGUUGUCUACAUCUUUACCAACAUGCCCGAGUUGGAGAGAUCUUUGGACUUGAAAUAAUUUUACACUAGAUGGAAAUUGUAGGCUUUACAUUUUUACUGUUCUAUGCUUGUUGUGAAGCAAAAGACUAUCUAGAGAUUAGGUUUUAUGCAUAUUUUACUCGCCAUGGUAGUGCUACACACUUCCAUUCAAUUGUAACUUGUUUAUCCAUAUAUAGAUUUCAUUAUUUACUUUA